AGAGCAGCCGGUGACGUCACUGGAGGCUGACCGUCGCCUGAGAAUCUCGGGGCGCGACGCGGAAGUCUUCGAGGGACCUCCCAGAGACUUCUCCUCGGUCGCUCCUCGCUCGCUCGGUGGCUCCUCGCUCGCUCGGAGAGCUCCGCACCAGCCAGGGGUUCGUUGUAAGAUUUCUCGCCACGCCGUCUCAGACCGCGCGAGCUCCAUCAGCCGAGUGAGAGAGGUGGUGGCACCGCGAACCUCCCUACCCCCAGCGUCCCACGCAGAGAUCGGACAUCACCCCCCCACCACUACCACCCUCCAACCCCCCACCACUACCACCCUCCAACCCCCCACCACUACCCUCCUCCACCCCCGUUGCGCUUCAUCCGCUCGCUCCACGGCUGUCCAGCCACCCGGGGCAUGGAGUCGGAAGAGGUGAAGAAGAGGCAGAGGCUCGAUGACGGCGCAGCAGACGUCUCGUCACCUGGAGAUCACGCGGACACAGGAGUCUUGGCAGACGCCGCCAACGUUAACGAAGUCGACUCAAACAGCAUUAUGGACCCUCAGCUGGAGUACAACAUGAACCAUGGAUCUCGGGGGCUGGCGCUGAUCUUCAACCACGAGAACUUCCACUGGACCCUGCGUCUGAACCAGCGCCGUGGCACGCAGGCCGACUCCAUCAACCUGGAGUGCAGGCUGCGUAAUCUGGGGUUCACGGUGCACGUCCACAAAGACAUCUGCACCACGGAGUUCCACCAGGUCAUCCUUCAGGCUGCCAAGGCGGACCAUUCGGGCUUUGACUGCUUCGUGUGCGCGGUGUUCACGCACGGCGAGCCCGGCACGCUCUACACCAAGGACGGCCUCGUCAAAACCAACGACAUCCUGGAGCAGUUCCGCGGCACAGAGUGCCCCUCGCUCGUCGGCAAGCCCAAGAUCUUCAUCUUCCAGGCGUGCCGCGGGGACAAGCACGAUGAGCCGGUGCUGGUGGAGACGGACGCGGUGGACCACCACCUGGUACCCGAGGAGAACGUGGUGGUGGCCGACGCCGGCAUCGCCCCCACGCUGCCCUCCGCAGCGGACUUCCUGCUCUGCUACUCCGUGGCCGAAGGCUACUACUCUCACCGCGAGACGGUGAACGGCUCGUGGUACAUCCAGGACCUGGUGACGGCGCUGGAGCGCCACGGCUCGGAGCUCGAGCUGCUGGAGCUGCUGACGCUCGUCAACCGCAUGGUGGCCGCGCGCUGCGUGGACCGCUCCAACGACAUCAAAUCGCUGGGCAAGAAGCAGGUGCCCUGCUUCCUGUCCAUGCUGACCCGCAAGCUCUACUUCCGGGUCAAGAAGCCGACCAAUCAGAUCGCCUAAACAAGCGGGCGGCAGCGGCCGUGGCGGGGAGACCCCGGCGCACGCCGGACGGGCGACCCGGAGCGGCGCCGGGUUAUUUGUACGGCGCAACGGCCGAGAGAUCACCGUAAAGUCGAGCAGCGAUGGCCGACAAGGCGCACCGACUCACCGGGGCCGCAGGCCGACCGGGGGGGGGGGGGGGGGGG
This is a messenger RNA of Petromyzon marinus (sea lamprey), 1529 nucleotides long. RefSeq names its product caspase 6 (gene CASP6). Gene Ontology annotation, molecular function: cysteine-type endopeptidase activity. The record is from RefSeq and is a predicted model, not a curated record. Gene Ontology annotation, cellular component: cytoplasm. NCBI's taxonomy places the organism in Eukaryota, Metazoa, Chordata, Hyperoartia, Petromyzontiformes, Petromyzontidae. Gene Ontology annotation, biological process: apoptotic process; proteolysis; positive regulation of neuron apoptotic process.